Aspergillus heteromorphus CBS 117.55 is the source of this 2606-nucleotide messenger RNA. Its product is annotated as DEAD/DEAH box helicase. Gene Ontology annotation, molecular function: ATP binding; nucleic acid binding. The record is from RefSeq and is a predicted model, not a curated record. Bases 156 to 2132 code for a protein of 658 amino acids. Gene Ontology annotation, cellular component: mitochondrion. Lineage: Eukaryota; Fungi; Ascomycota; Eurotiomycetes; Eurotiales; Aspergillaceae. The transcript has 3 exons.
CCCAUCCCAUCCCCUCCCCUCCCCUCCCAUCUCAUCCAUCGGGGCCUUUCUUCUAUCUUAAUCGCAAUAGCCAGUCUCUGGUUUGAUUGCCUUCCCUUUUUCUCUCUUUUCUGCCCCGUUUCGUCCCUUCUUCACCACCCCCUUCACUCUCCAUCAUGCUGGGCGCUUUUCGCCGGUUCGGCGUCGCCCACGCGCUGCGCGCCUCAUCGCGUCCUCUUCUCGCCAGGACCACCCCCCAGCAUGCGCAAUCCCUCGCUCCUUCGGCUCCCGCGAUCUCUCUGACGGCCCGGGCACUGUACCACCCCACGCCAGCCCGCUUCCAGCAGCUCGAGGCCGAGCUGAAGGAAAAUGAUGAGGCCGAAUCCAACGGUCCCGUCCCCUUCGCCGACCUGGAGACCCAGGGCCUGCUCAAUGCCUCAAUCGUCAAUGUUAUCACGAAAAAAAUGAAGAUCACGCACAUGACCGACGUCCAGUCCCAGACGAUUCGGGAUUGCCUGAAGGGCGAUGAUGUCUUGGCUCAGGCGAAAACCGGAACCGGGAAAACACUGGCGUUUUUGACCCCCGUCAUCCAGAACAUCCUUCAAUGUCCCGAUCUCCAGUUGGCGAGCGCCGCUCGCAUGCGCAGAGCAGCCUCUUCCGAUGAUAUCCGCGCCAUCAUCAUCUCUCCUACCCGCGAGCUGGCGGAGCAGAUUUCCGUAGAGGCGAAGCGUCUGACCGAGAGUUCCGGCCUGGUCGUGCAGACUGCCGUGGGUGGUACAAACAAGCGGGAGCAUCUCCAGAGGACUCGCCGCGAGGGUUGUCAUAUCCUGGUCGGCACGCCCGGUCGCCUGAAGGAUCUCCUGUCCGACCCGUACAGCGGCAUUAAGGCUCCCAACCUGACCUCUCUCGUCUUCGAUGAGGCGGAUCGCCUGCUUGACUCUGGAUUUUUCCAGGAGAUCCAGGAGAUCCAGGAGCUCCUCCCCGACCCGACCAAGGUCGACCGCCAGACGCUCAUGUUCUCCGCCACGGUCCCUGACGAGGUCAUGGACGUCGUGCGGAUGACGAUGAAGCCCGACUUCAAGUUCAUCAAGACCGUCCGUGACGAUGAGGCUCCUACCCACCUGCGUGUUCCUCAGAAGGUCGUCUACCUGGACGGCUUCCAGAAUGGACUUCCCGCCAUUCUGGAGCUGGUCCAGACCCACCUGGAGGAGACCGACAAGCCCUUCAAGGGCAUCAUCUACUUCAACUCGACCCUACACACCAGCCUGUCUUGGAAGAUCUUCAGGCGGCUCCACAGUGACCCCGACAGCCCGCGCAGCAAGCACCCUCUUGGCACCAUUCCCCUCUUCGAAAUCCAUGGCCGGUUGACCCAGGCCCAGAGAACUACCGUCACCGAUCGCUUCCGCCGGUGCCAGGACGGAAUCCUCUUCUCCUCCGACGUGACGGCCCGUGGUCUGGAUUUCCCCGACGUCACCCACGUCAUUCAGCUGGGUCUCCCCCGUGAACGCCAGUCCUACAUUCACCGCGUGGGACGGACGGGUCGUGCCGGCAAGGAGGGUGAGGGAUGGAUCUUUGUCCACAAGGGCGAGAUGGCUGCCUUCAAAAAGAUGCUGCGGGACCUUCCCAUCGAAGAAAUCAACACCAACGUGGCCGCCCAGACGAUCAUGGGUGAGGACCUGGACGAGACGUCCCCGCUGGCCUUCCGCCAGGUGAAGGCGUCUGCCGAGUGGGUCGACACGGAUCUGAAGGUGGACGCAUGGAAGGCGUUUGCCAACACGAUUUCGCCCCAGUUCUACCCUCCCGGCGAGGGCGCGGUGGAGGCCCUCAACGAAUUCGCCACUGCCGGCCUGGGCCUGCGGACGCCCCCCCAGCUCCCGUCCAUGGUGCAACAGGUGCUGAUGAACGGCGCCCGGAGACAGCAGAACACCCGCCGCUCCGGUGGCUACGGCUCGUUCAACCGCGGGGGAGGUCGUGAUAACUACGGCCGUUCGAACUUUGGCGGAGGCCGUGGUCGCUCGGAUUACGGCCGUGACAACUACGGCGGUCGUGAUGACUUCGGCCGUGGCGGUGGUCGCUACGACCGUCGCGGCUCUCAGCACGGCUAUGGUGGCCGCGGCCGUCAGGGUCAAAGAAACAACUACUCUCUCUUCUAAACCGAUUCCGGCCAAUCGGUCCCGUCCACCAACUUUGACUCUUCGCUCUUCUGUCGUCUGAAGUCUGAUGGAGGGGGGGGGGGAAGCCUCCACCUGGAGGGAAUCUCGUUUGGCUUAGUUGGCGCGCUUUCUGCUUCCCUUCCCUUUUCUUCUUUUCUUCCCUCCCCCCCCCCUUGGGCCUGGCGAAAGUGGUGUUGAUCUUGUUGGCAUGUAUACUAAAUCGAUACCACGUUCAUAUCGCAUGUUCUCUCUACUCUAGCUAGACAUAUUUGUAAUGAUAUCACACUGUACAAGAAGUCUGGUUUUGUUUGUUUGUUUGGUUGGUUGGUUGGUUGGUUGGUUAAUUGGUUCGUUGGUUGUUGUUUUUUCUGUCAUGUGGCUUGCACUAUAGACUGUCUUGGAUGUUGGUAUUGUUACAAUAUAUUGAUGAUGUGUUUUUGUUCAUCUUGCUACUUUGCUCGUUCCUUGUCAGUC